UCCGAAAUUCACAUUCAGUGGCUUAUACUGAACAAUGGUUAACAUGUGCUGUCACCAAUCUCAACUAAAAUAUAUUCACACCCCGAAUCCAAGACAGUCGAGGAAACGGCAUAAUAAAAGAAAAAGGAAUUGUUGGGAUACACUAUCUCCGACAACACAUCGCCAGACUUGAUUAAGAGGACAUUUGAAAGGUCCAGUGUGUACCGUGUGGAAGAGUAUCUGUGCGUUGCGACUGAGUGCUGAGAUGACUGCGGAGUGGCUGCACCUGCCCCCACCUUACCCCCCCGGAGUGGGGCCGUUGUGUGGUGCAGAGUUGGAGGCGUGGUAUGAAGAUCUGCAGGACAUCCUUGGUUCUGACGCAGGUGGGGCCAAACUAGCUCGACCCCCGCCUUGCUCUGAGAAGGAGCCCGAGUUUCUGGACGUGUUGGAGAGCUGCUCGCUGACGUGGCUUACGGACGGGCAGGCGUGGGGCGAGGGUGUGCAGCGGGUGAUGGAGGAGCCCCCUCCUCCUCCGCCGCUGCCCACCCAGGCCCCAGCGUCUUGCCUCAGCCCCCCGGCUCAGGAGGAGGAGCGGAGAGGAACGGGAGAGGCGCAGGGCCAGGGUUCUGGCUCCGGCUCGGGCGGCGACCUACUGCCGCCCGAGUUCUUCGAGCUGCUGAGCGAGGGCGGGGUGGGCCUGGUGGAGACCGGCGCGGUGAUGGUGAGCGGCGCGAGCAUCGGCCACCACCACCACCACCACCACCACCACCAGCAGCAGCGCCAACCGCCCUCGCCCGCUCGCAGUGAGGAGGGGCCGCCCACCGUGCCUUGCUCCCCUUCCUCCUCUUCCUCCUCCUCCUCCUCGUCCUCAUGUGCCUCACAGUCCCCAGCUCGCCUUGGCCACUCGCCGCCGUCCUCGCCUCCGUCCCCGCCUCCUCCCCCGCCGCCGCCCGUCUCCGCGGCUCUCCUGGUGUCGUCGCCGCGACCCGGGAAGCGCAAGCGGGCUGCGUCGCCGGGGUCGUCGUCCUCCUCGUCAUCGUCCGCCAAGAAGAGCCGGCGCGAGCGCGAACAGGAGAACGAGCGCAAGGUGCAGGAGCUGACCGACCAGAACGAGCGGCUCAAGGCUGAGAUCGAGAGGCUGGGCGAGGAAGUCCAGCGAACACGCCGCGCCCUGAUCGAAAGACUUGUGAACACCCGAAAGUGAGAGAAUGUGAGAGUGAAAGAACGAGAGAGUGAGAUGCGAAAGAGUGAAAUGCGGUUGAUAGCUUGGAGAGCGUUGGCUUCAGGAAAAGUCGUGACCUCAACAGUAAAGGUUGAACAGGUGACAGUGCUAUGCAUAUUCAGAGGGAAGAAAGAAGGGAAAAAAGAGACCAAGUUGUAAAAGGGAGGAAUGGAUGGGCUGGUCAAGAGGAGCCUCCCUUUAGAAUGUUAGAGACAGCAAGGGUGAUGAGAAAGUGAAGCUGAGCUGAAGUCAAGGAAGACACGCCCCGUUUGAGUUGAUUAAUUGGGCAUGAAUAACGAACGCCCGCUUCCUGUAAGUGUUGCUUUAUCAAUUUACGUCUUUCUGAUUGAAGAGAAGACCGAUCGAUGCCUAACGGAGCACUAUGAGAUCAAUGGAGCGGGGUAGAAUGGAAAAGUGUUGGGUAGACUGGCAUUGGAGUUCUGUAGGCGGGAAGUACGAUUGUUCGAACAUAAGGUUUUAUCUUAUCGUAGUUAACAUCGUAGCCCACUAAACGAAAUGAAGAUAAGAUAGCGAGUGUCCAAAGAGAAAUGUGUUUUUUUGAGCGUGGAGAGUGCAUUUCAUUGCUACCGUUCUUCCGGACCUGUCCACUUUCAACGUUUUAGUUUGAUAUCAAGGGCUAAAUUUGUAAUAUACCUAGUUCACGCCGAGAUCAGGAGCUCAGGAAGGUAUCCAAGUGUGUGUGUGAGUGUAUGGUGGGGGUCUUUUUUUAAAAUGCCAUCUAUUGUAUAGCUAAGCUUUUGUAGUAAUCUCUAUAAGAAAAACAUGCAGUAAAAUACCAGUGCAGGUUGUAGUAGAAAUAUUUUUUUCUGUAACUAUUAGGUUGAGGCAGCAAUAUUUGCAAUAUAUGGUUUACCCUGAUCGACCAGCUAUUUUUGUAUUGCCUACUGCCAUUAUUCAAAAUAUCCACAGCUCAAAUGUAUAUUAUUCAUAUACCUUUUCAUAGGAACUGUAAGUUGUAGGUGAAAGCAAUGCAUGCAUAUUUAUUGUAACUAUGAUUAAAACCUGUUAGUUGCA
Alosa alosa (allis shad) is the source of this 2236-nucleotide messenger RNA. It is a transcript of the gene ddit3, whose product is annotated as DNA-damage-inducible transcript 3. Gene Ontology annotation, biological process: negative regulation of transcription by RNA polymerase II; intrinsic apoptotic signaling pathway in response to endoplasmic reticulum stress; positive regulation of intrinsic apoptotic signaling pathway. Gene Ontology annotation, molecular function: protein heterodimerization activity; RNA polymerase II cis-regulatory region sequence-specific DNA binding; transcription factor binding. The transcript is spliced from 4 exons. The record is from RefSeq and is a predicted model, not a curated record. Gene Ontology annotation, cellular component: CHOP-ATF4 complex; cytoplasm; CHOP-C/EBP complex. NCBI's taxonomy places the organism in Eukaryota, Metazoa, Chordata, Actinopteri, Clupeiformes, Clupeidae. The coding region runs from base 245 to 1183 and encodes 312 amino acids.